This is a messenger RNA of Parnassius mnemosyne (clouded apollo), 948 nucleotides long. Lineage: Eukaryota; Metazoa; Arthropoda; Insecta; Lepidoptera; Papilionidae. The record is from the annotation of a GenBank genome assembly.
AUGGCAAGUGGCAAGAUUUUGUAUUCAAUAGCUGUGGUUAUACUCGGCUUUAUUUGCUUUAUUGUUGGAGCGAUUGCAGUUGGUCUACCAACAUGGGGCUAUUUUUAUAGUUAUGACUCUGACAUUGAUCUCUCCGUGCAGUCAUAUUAUUUGGAGAAUCCGAACUUUGACCAAGGAUACUACGGGCCAUGGCGCGUUUGCAAGAGGAUGUUGUACAACCGAGAGAAAUGCGGCACAGACGUCUCAAAAUUUCGGCCUUCAACGGCGGUUUACAUAGCCGGCGUGGUAGCUGUUGUGAGCGUGACGGUGCUCGGAGUGUUCUGCAUACUGUCAGUUCUGCAACUCGCGAUGAUCUCGUCAAAGGAGAAAGUUGGCAUAAAAUACUCACAUCUUGUCAUGGUGAAGUUAGCGCUGGCGCUUUUAGCAACGCUACUCUCCAUAGCCGCAGCUGGUCUGUUCGCGGUGCAGGUCGAUGACAGAGGAUUUUACCUGACAAGAGGAGAAGCGUUUUACGUUCAGAUCGUUUGCAUAGUAAUUAACUCUAUGCUGUUCAUAAUGUCGUUAUACGACACGUUGUUCUCUCGACGAGUCGGCGGCGAUCCGACGAAUCCACACAACGGGACCGAAGGCACCACCAUCAACAACCCCGGCUUCAAAGAAGGAAGAGGUAUUUCGAUGACAGAUGCCUCGGGCAAACCGUACAGCACAAACGGCCACGGAAGCGUCGCGUCUAUGAACACAACAGCGACAACCUUAACGGGCCUGUCAGACGCUAGUACCAUCACUAGAUCACCGCUUAGGUCCUCUUUAAAGAAACCUAGACCCAGGGAAGGAGAACCUGGGGGACUUGGAAUCCAAAAUCCCGGGUACUCCGGUCAUUCGCCUCCUCUAAAUAGAAACGGCAGUCAGAAAAAAGUUCGCAUACAAACACAUAGCACUGAAGUUUAA